AGUAUAUAAAUAUGCACAGCCCAUCUACACGACACAGCAUCUUUCUCCGAACAAAGCGGAGCUCCGACCGAGUAGCAGAGGAGACAUGGCCCCGACCAGAAACCGAAACCCGUUUAAGAUUGUGCUUGGUUCAAAAUCAAUGGCUAGGAAAAGAAUUCUAGCUGAGAUGGGAUAUGAGUUCACAGUCGUGACUGCAGAUAUAGAUGAAAAAGAAAUUAGAAAAGAAAAGCCUGAAGAUUUGGUAAUGGCUCUGGCUGAGGCCAAGGCAGAUGCUAUAAUAUCAAGACUGGAAAAGACUAGUGAAAUGGAGGAGGAGGAUGAUGGUCAUGUCACAUUGUUAAUUACUGCAGACACAGUGGUGGUUUACAAAGGGAUGAUCAGAGAAAAGCCAUCCAGCAAGGAAGAAGCAAGAGAAUUUAUCAAAGGUUAUUCUGGUGGUCAUGCAGCAGUUGUGGGAUCUGUACUUGUGACCAACUUGAAGACUGGAAUAAAGAAAGGAGGAUGGGAUAAGGCAGAGGUUUAUUUCCACGACAUACCAGAAGAGGUCAUUGACAAUAUGAUUGAGGAGGGAAUUUCACUCAAUGUUGCUGGAGGUCUGAUGCUGGAGCAUCCAUUAACACUGCCCUUUGUUGACACUGUGGUGGGAACAGCUGAUACUGUGAUGGGACUUACUAAAGCUCUCACAGAAAACCUCAUUGAUGAAGCUCUAUAGCUCUUACUGCACUCAUUGCAAGUCCUAAUGUAUGAAGUUUAUGUUCCUGAAUCCUCUUCAUUCCCUUUUUGUCAUCUCCUUAUGGUUGAUAACUGAUAAAGAAUCCAAGAUAAAGAAAUGGGAAAAAACAAGAAUGAUUGAUUGUGAAGUUCGAUUCUGCCAUUUAGGCUAGUAGUUCUAUUGACAAGUAUUUCGGUAUUUAGAACAUAAUAUUUUUUUUUAUAAUAUUAUGAAGUAAUACAUGCAAAGAAAUUGUUGAGAUA
Molecule: messenger RNA, 975 nt
Organism: Carica papaya (papaya)
Lineage: Eukaryota; Viridiplantae; Streptophyta; Magnoliopsida; Brassicales; Caricaceae
Product: Maf-like protein
Molecular function (GO): nucleoside triphosphate diphosphatase activity
Source: RefSeq, a predicted model, not a curated record